This is a messenger RNA of Fusarium vanettenii 77-13-4, 879 nucleotides long. RefSeq lists its product as uncharacterized. Lineage: Eukaryota; Fungi; Ascomycota; Sordariomycetes; Hypocreales; Nectriaceae. The record is from RefSeq and is a predicted model, not a curated record. Bases 1 to 879 code for a protein of 292 amino acids. The transcript has 3 exons.
AUGCAUUUUCUUCAGCUCUCUCUUGCAGCCCUGGUUGGCGUUGCUCAAGCUAACACCCCUGAAGCCCUCGAUGUCCAGGUCGUCUCUGUAGGCAGAAACUCGGCUACAAAUGCAACUGGCCUCAAGUUCUGGCCCGAGAAGAUCACAGCAGAGCCUGGCACUAUGGUGCAGUUCCAGUUCUGGGCAGGAAACCACACCGUGACACAGUCCACCUUUGACGAUCCUUGCAUUCCCAUUGGCAAUGUCAACUCGAGCGUCCAGGGCAUCUACUCGGGUUACAUGCCCGUCGAUGCUAGCAUGGCCAUGGGCAUGAUCCCCACUUACACCAUCGAAAUCAAGGACAACAAGCCCCUGUGGCUCUACUGCAGCAAGGCCAAGCAUUGCCAGGGUGGAAUGUCCAUGGUCAUCAACGAGAACACCGCUGCCAACUCUUCUCGAUCUCUUGACAACUACCGCACCGGCUGCCAGUCUGCUACUGGAGCUGACGUUGUUCCUGUGAAUGAAGGUUCCACUGGUGGUGGCAACAACGGAGGCAGCAACGGAGGCAGCGGCAGCGGCAACGACUCUGGCUCUGGCUCUGGCUCUGGCUCUGGCGGCGAUAGCAGCAAUGGUGGUGACAGCAGCAAUGGUGGAAGCGGAAGCGGCUCUGAUUCUGGUUCUGGUUCUGGCAGCGGAGAUGGCAGCGGAAGCGGUUCAGGCUCCGGCUCCGGUUCUGGCGACUCGCCUCUGCCUACUGGCAUCCAGACUCCGGCCCCUACUGGCACUCCUACUGCCGGCAGCCCUGCCUCGACCGAGUCGGUGGUCACAGCAUCUGCGCCCAAGCUUCUCGCACCAAGCUCACUGGUGCUGGCUGUCGGUGCCGCCUUGUUGCUGCUGUAA